This is a messenger RNA of Aspergillus tanneri, 636 nucleotides long. Its product is annotated as putative metalloproteinase. Lineage: Eukaryota; Fungi; Ascomycota; Eurotiomycetes; Eurotiales; Aspergillaceae. The coding region runs from base 1 to 636 and encodes 211 amino acids. Gene Ontology annotation, biological process: proteolysis. The record is from RefSeq and is a predicted model, not a curated record. The transcript has 2 exons. Gene Ontology annotation, molecular function: metalloendopeptidase activity.
AUGCGUCCUACUCAGGUUAUUCUGGCCAUUGUGCUGGGCCUCUCUAGCUUUGUCACAGCGACACCACUCGACACUCGCGCCACGCUUGUGCACUGCACAUCAGAUCAACAUCAAAUGCUCCAGGAUGCACUCUCCCAGUCAUCCCGAAUGGCCAAAGCAGGUGCUGACACCAUUCGCUCCGGCUCCAACUACGGAUCUGCCCUUUUCCAAAGCUUCUUCAAAACCAACGACGAGCGAGCUCGGUCCCGUGUCGCUAAUAUCCUGGACCAGAUCUCCGAGGAGGCCUUGGCUCGCGGAGGAGGAAAAGUAUCCUACUCCUGCUCGCCUGAUGGGAUUCGUUGCUCGAAUCCUGGCGAGUCCUUUUUCAUCACGGCCUAUGGCGAAACCAACGGUUACUAUGGCCGGAUCAGGACCUGUCCUGCGUAUUUCUCUCUGGUUCGGUUCUCGAAUCAAUGCGACCGGCUUGAUCAGGCGACUUCCUCGACUCAUGAGAUGGCACAUACGAAGGGUAUUUAUGGACCCGAGACGUAUGGCUUCUAUCAGGUUCAUCAGCUGGAUACCGCUACAGCUAUGGAGAAUGCGGAGAGUUAUGCCUUUUUUGCUAAGUCGGCUUUCCUGAACUGCAGCGUACAUUAG